Messenger RNA from Dermacentor silvarum, 918 nucleotides. RefSeq names its product salivary cystatin-L-like. The transcript has 4 exons. Gene Ontology annotation, molecular function: cysteine-type endopeptidase inhibitor activity. NCBI's taxonomy places the organism in Eukaryota, Metazoa, Arthropoda, Arachnida, Ixodida, Ixodidae. Bases 342 to 764 code for a protein of 140 amino acids. The record is from RefSeq and is a predicted model, not a curated record.
UCAAGGGGGUUAGCGACAGCUGUGCCCGGUCUGUUUACGUGCAUCUGGUGUCGAGGGUAAGCUACAAGGCGCCGGAACUCGGCCAGCGCCCUGCAACAGCUGCGCCCGUUUACGAUUCUCUCUGGCCAGCGGGAAAACAAAGACGCCCCACUAUUCUUUUGUUUCUUUUCAACGCCCCGACAAUGUAGGCAAGAUCAAUAGCGAACAACAGUCAUCGCGUCAACGGAUAUCCCGUAUAGAUCAACCAUGCCCUCACGCUCAUCGGUUUACAACGCACGUCUGAGGCCUCCAGGAAGGACUGAGCGUCAUCGAGAAAGAGCGUGCUGAAAAUUCAGACCAGCAUGGCGAUGAUCAAACGAACCUGCUCCCUUCUACUGGCUGUGGUGUGGGCAAGCCUAUUGCUCCGCACCGGCUACACCACUUCAAUGUUGGUGGGUGGUUGGACAGAACAGAACCCACAAGCGGACCCCAAGUUCCUCAAGUUUGCUCACUACGCGGUCUCCACUCAAACUGCGGACCGAGAGGUGUUCGACACCGUUGUCGAGCUUACUAAUGUCGCCACCCAGGUUGUUUCAGGUGUGAACUACAACUUGACAUUCACUACGGCACCGACCAACUGCAAGAUUGGUCAAGUUCAAUAUUCGGUAGAGCAAUGUGUUCCAGCCGGCCCGGUGAACAAGAAGUGUUCAGCAAUCGUCUACGACAUUCCUUGGACGAAUACUACUGACGUUACCAGCUAUACGUGCUCCAACAUUGCUCAAUGAGCCCACACUAACUUUUUUUCUUCGCUUGUGACACGUGACAUGACGCCUAAACUGGAACAAACGUUGAACGGAACAAAUAUUUUCCUGUGGUCCUCCAUGACGUGCGACCCCUCACUGAACGGAACAAUAAUAAAGCCGAACAAGUCGUUUUCGA